This is a messenger RNA of Microthlaspi erraticum, 588 nucleotides long. The record is from the annotation of a GenBank genome assembly. Lineage: Eukaryota; Viridiplantae; Streptophyta; Magnoliopsida; Brassicales; Brassicaceae.
AUGGGGAAACAGAAGAAGCCUGAUAAAAAAGGCGUCAAAAGAACGGGACAAAAUGUCCGCGUGGUUCUUUCACGGUCUCGCGCUGUUGAUAAAAGGAACAAGACGCUGCUGAAAGAGUACGAGCACGAGCAGAGUUUAAAGUCUUCAACUUCUCUGGAUAAGCGUAUUGGAGAGCCGAACGAUCAUCAUGGAGAAUUCGUCAAGGAUAUAUUCCGAUCUCAGAGAGAGCGUCAGGUGAAACUAGCAAAGAAGAGUAUUUAUAAUUUGUCUGAUGGGGAGGAAGAUAUUUAUGAAGAUAGUGCUCUUUGUGAAACCUCUGGAGAUGAAGAGAGGCAUCAGAGCAGGAACGAAUUCGUGGAAGAGAUCCUCACGAGGAGCAAACUUGUCAGGAUGGAGAAAGCUAAGCACAAGGAAGAAGAUGAGAAGCUGAUGGAUAAAAACUUCAAGUCUCAGGCGAUGGCACGUUUAACUCAUCUCCCGGAGGUGAAUGAUGAUCACAUUUUGCACUUGUUUGCCAUAGUGAUAAGCUGUGUCUACGCUAUGGGUGUUACCAUAUGCUUGAGAUUGCUUAUGAUUUCUUAUGCUUGA